This is a messenger RNA of Hemicordylus capensis (graceful crag lizard), 4012 nucleotides long. It is a transcript of the gene PAICS, whose product is annotated as phosphoribosylaminoimidazole carboxylase and phosphoribosylaminoimidazolesuccinocarboxamide synthase. Bases 16 to 3243 code for a protein of 1075 amino acids. The transcript is spliced from 19 exons. Gene Ontology annotation, molecular function: phosphoribosylaminoimidazolesuccinocarboxamide synthase activity. Gene Ontology annotation, biological process: 'de novo' IMP biosynthetic process. NCBI's taxonomy places the organism in Eukaryota, Metazoa, Chordata, Lepidosauria, Squamata, Cordylidae. The record is from RefSeq and is a predicted model, not a curated record.
CAGGUCACUUUCAACAUGGAGAGUGGAGCAGGAAGGCACUGGACUGAAGAGGAGGUUAAAGCCUUGUUAAGCGUCUGGUCAGAAAAAAACAUCAGAAAGCAACUACAAGGAACACUAAGGAAUAAAGGAAUAUUUAUUUACAUUGCUAAAAGGCUACAGGAGUUGGGGAUCUGCAGAGACUGGAAACAAUGUCGUGCAAAGUAUAAAAACCUGAAAUAUGAAUAUAGAACAGUUAAAUAUGCCCACAACUCAGGAGAUGCUACAAAGACCAUGAAGUUCUUUCAUGAAUUGGAUGCCAUAUUACAACAUGAACCUGUCACACAAUUAACAGAGGAAGAAAACGGCAGGUGUUCAACAAAUGACAUCAUAAAUGCCACCAGAGAGAACAAUGAAGGGGAAGUUUCAGUUACAUUGGAAGAGGAAGAAGAUGCUCCUACAAAUCCUCUGCUUUUUAUUUCCCACUGCAGGCCCAUUCAACUAGGUAACACAUAUCUGUGUCUCUCUCCUAUCCUACCUGAUGCAGGUAAUCCAACAGCAAUAUUAGACACUUCCAAAAAUCUGCCCUUCAUUCCAUCUGUAGCAAAUGAAGGAGGAAAGCACUGGACUGUUAAUGAAGUUAGAGCUCUAAUACGUGUAUGGUCAGACAAAAGCAUCCAGCAACAACUGGAAGGAACUGUGAGAAACAAAAGAAUAUUUGAACAUGUUGCAGCUAGACUUCAAAAAUUUGGAAUUGACAGGGACUGGAAGCAGUGCAGAACGAAAUAUAAAAAUCUAAAGCAUGAAUACAAGAGUGUAAAAAAUGCCCAAUAUUCAGGCAAUACAAGCAAAAGUAUGAAGUUUUUUAGAGAACUGGAUGCAAUUCUGGGACACAGCAAUGCAGACAAAAUGAACAGAUCAGAUAACGAUGAUUGUGAAAAACCUGCCGAAUGGAUGGAAAUUAAAACGGAAAAGAAUUUCAGAGAAUUACAAGGAGAUGCAGGUGAAGAAGACUCAGUCAGCAAUCUGUCAGGAGAUCUGGGUCUUCCAGAUGUAAGGAAAGUGACAGACAAAGUGCUCCUUAGCAUAUUAGACAGAAAUAACUAUGUGAAUGGUCAUUUGGAAGAGCGAACUACCACACACAUGAAGGAAGAUAUAAAAGAAGAAGAUACUGAUUUAGAAAUUGCUGAAGACGAGGAAGAUUCCAUUAAUACUCCUCCAGAAGGUACAGAGCUCACACACAUAAAGAGAGAGCCAAUUGACAUAGAUGAUGAUUCUAUCAGCACAGGCUCAGAGGACACAUCUGGCUUUUCAAUAUAUAGGCAGAAAUCAGGGGCAGACAAUCAAAUGUCCUUGGAUGAAGCACAGAAUCACUUUAAGGUUAUUACAAUUAAUGAUACUGGAGCAGGAAAGCACUGGUGUGACAAUGAAGUCAGAGCUCUGAUAAAUAUAUGGGCAGAUGAGGAGAUACAACAAAUGCUUGAAGGAGCAACAAGAAAUAAAGAAAUAUUUGAGGAGAUUGCCAGAAGGCUAGUGAAAGUUGGAAUAGACAGAGACUGGAAGCAGUGUCGCACAAAAUACAAGAACUUAAAAUAUGAAUAUCGUGCACUGCAAAAAGAAAAUGAUCAGCUUGGAAAUGCAAAAAGGAGGAUGAGAUUUUAUGAUGAAAUUGACUGCAUUUUGAGAAGCCAGCCCUUAGAGACAGUUACAGAAGCUGUUACGGACACAAUACCGCUGAGUGUCAAGAGAAAAGCACCUGAAGAUGAGCCCACACCUGUUCAGUGUAAGAAGAGUACUCCUGAGAAUGCAGCAAUCCAGUCACAAAGAGGUAUAUCUGAGAGCAUGCAUACUGUAAUCAAGAACCAAAGGACGCUUCUAGAGAGAUUUUACAAACAGGAAGAACUGCAGGAUAUCAACAGAACACAGCUGAAUAGCGUCCUCCCUGAGGUACAACAGGCGCCUGCGCUCGUUGCUUCCGCCGCUACCAUGGCUCCGAUACCUUCAGAACUUAAACUUGGCAAAAAGAUAAAUGAGGGGAAAACAAAAGUAGUCUAUGAAUUGCCAAAUCUCCCAGGAUGUGUUCUGCUUCAAUCAAAAGACCAAAUAACAGCUGGAAAUGCAGCUAGAAAGGAUAUCAUGGAAGGCAAGGCUGCAAUCUCAAAUACAACAACAAGCUGUGUGUUUCAGUUGCUUCAGGAAGCUGGAAUCAAAACUGCUUUUGUGAGAAAACAUAGUGACACAGCAUUUAUAGCUGCUCACUGUGAAAUGAUUCCAAUUGAAUGGGUUUGUAGAAGAAUUGCAACUGGUUCUUUCCUUAAAAGAAACCCUGGUGUCAAGGAAGGCUACAGAUUUUACCCACCUAAAAUUGAGAUGUUUUAUAAGGAUGACGCAGCAAAUGAUCCACAGUGGUCUGAAGAGCAACUCAUUGAAGCGAAGUUCCGAUUUGCUGGCCUUGCAAUUGGACAAACUGAAGUGGAUAUUAUGGCCCACUCUACUCAAGCUAUCUUUGAAAUACUUGAAAAAGCAUGGCAGCCCCAGAACUGUACUCUAGUGGACAUGAAGGUUGAGUUUGGUGUUAAUGUAUCCACAAAAGAAAUUGUCCUUGCUGAUGUAAUUGAUAAUGAUUCUUGGAGACUGUGGCCAUCUGGAGACAGAAAACAGCAGAAAGACAAACAGUCUUACCGUGAUCUGAAAGAAGUGACUCCUGAAGCACUGCAGAUGGUGAAGAGAAACUUUGAAUGGGUGUCUGAAAGAGUAGAGCUGUUGCUGAAACCACAGAGCCAAGGCAGGGUGGUUGUCUUCAUGGGCUCACCUUCAGAUCUUGGACAUUGUGAAAAAAUUAAAAAAGCAUGUGGAAACUUCAACAUUCCUUGUGAAUUACGAGUGACUUCUGCCCAUAAAGGACCAGAUGAGACACUGAGGAUCAAAGCUGAAUAUGAAGGUGAUGGAAUUCCUACAGUGUUUGUAGCAGUGGCUGGAAGAAGCAAUGGCUUGGGACCUGUAAUGUCUGGAAACACUGCAUAUCCCGUUAUCAACUGUCCUCCACUCUCAGCCGAUUGGGGUGCUCAGGAUGUAUGGUCAUCUCUGAGGCUUCCCAGUGGUCUUGGCUGUUCCACAAUUCUUUCACCUGAAAGUGCUGCCCAAUCUGCUGCUCAGAUUCUCGGGUUAAGUAACCAUUUCGUAUGGGCCAAGCUGCGAUCAAGCAUGUUGAAUACAUGGAUCUCUCUGAAGCAAGCUGACAAGAAGAUGAGAGAAUGCGCCUUAUAGGUGGCUUCUUGAGCCACUGCUCUAGGAUGACAUAUAAAUUCUAACACAAUAAUUCCUAACUAUCUGCAAUUCUUCCUAUAGUUUUGUUAAUCAUUUCAUAAAGAGACGAGUCUGCAGGUGCCCUCUUUGUUCCAAGCAAAUGAAGAUUAAUUUCUGGCUUUUUGGAAAUGAGCAAAAUCUUUGCUAUCGUAAUAGAAUAGUUCUCAUUGAUUACUUAUUAAGUAGAACUGGUCAUUUGUAUUGACUUGUAACCCUGUACAAAAUGUGCCCACCUGUUAAUUCUCCUAAAGUUUAUAUUAAAAAGUUAGCAAUAACAGCGCAAUAGAUUUGCACUCUGGUUUCUAAGACCUUGUUCUGAAGUAUAAGCUGGCAUGGUAGCAACAUAUGAACAAAAGCCAGCCACAUUUCAAAAUGAGAUGUUGGAAGCUUACAGUAUUCAUGAACAAAAGUCAUUCUAUUGCAGACUAGUGCUAUUUAUUUUGCUACUGUGAAGAAGAGGGAGCCAUUGAGAGAAGGUGUGGACCUAAUUUCUGUAUUCAAACUCUUUUCAGUGUUUGAAAAAGGUUCAUACACCGUAGAUAGCAUCUGGCCUAAUAAUGCCUUAAGUCUUAUUAAUUCUAGUAGAAUUUAGCUGUGAUUUAAUCUGGAUGCUGCCUGCUUUCAGUUUACUCAGUAAGGGUAUCUGUAUUGGAGUAUGUGUUGGGGGGGUGUCAAUAAAAAUACAGAAACAAAGUCACUUCAAAUGGGAAUAAAAACAACUUCCACUGGU